ACUGCACUAUUUUCAUGUGAACAUUGCCGUUGUACAAAACAAGACGUUUAAAUGAAUACCAAGUGACAGUAAUAAAUAAAUUGUGUUAGCGUAUUGCGGUGUUUUAUACACUGUGCCAUGUUCGGAUAAAGGCAACCACACACACAUCUAAUUAAAUAUGCGGUUGAAUUUAUGUAAAAUUUUCAUCGUAAAAUUGGUUCAUUUUCUGCGCCAGAAUUGGCUUCGAUUUGCCGUAUCUAUUACAUUUUUAAUAUGUAUUUGGCCAAAUCGGUAUGCGCCGCAUUAUCCGUACAUAGCAUCCGAUGAGAUUUUGGAUGAGCUUAUUGAGAGAACAACACCAAAUGUGACCCAACAAUUUGCUGGCAAACUCAGUUGCGAUUACAACAAUGUGAUAAGUGAAAAUCAAUUUAUGUAUCGUGAACCGUACAUCAGUACGUUAUUAGAUGGAAGUGAUAUACGAUUGGGUGGCGAAUGGAUGCCAUCGACAUGUGCACCAAAAUAUAGUACGGCCGUUAUUGUUGUUUACAGACAAAGAGAGAAACAAUUGGACGCGUUUCUCACAUAUAUUCAUAACUUUUUGCGUAAACAACUGAUACACUACAGGAUUUUCGUAAUCGAACAAUACGAUCAAAAACCAUUCAAUCGUGCAAUGCUCUUCAAUAUCGGCUUCGUAUACGCUAGUCAAUUUGAUUUUCCAUGUCUGAUUCUGCAUGAUGUUGAUCUUAUGCCGAUGAAUCUGGGAAAUCUCUAUGUGUGCACUCGUAAACCCCGCCAUAUGUGCUCAAGUUUGGAUAAAUUUCGGUUCAAUUUGCUGUACCACGGUUUGUUUGGAGGUGUUGUAUCUAUGGAAACCAAAGUUUAUCAAUUUAUCAACGGAAUGUCGAAUAAGUUUUCAGGUUGGGGAGGUGAAGAUGAUGAUUUUUAUGAGCGUUUGCAGGCGAAAAAAAUUGACAUUUGCCGAUUUGGUCCCGAUCAUAGUCAAUACACCAUGCUAAAACAUAACCAAGAGGCGCCCAGUGAAAAUCGAAUUGCAUUUCUAAGUAACGGAAGUUUACGAUACAAUACCGACGGUUUAAAUUCCCUUGAAUAUAAAGAAAAAGAGGUCAAACUCCACAAGUUGUUCACACACGUUUUAGCAAUUACCUAAAAUGCACCUGCCUUUCUUUUGAAUAAAUGUUUAAUCAACGAUUGAA
Contarinia nasturtii (swede midge) is the source of this 1193-nucleotide messenger RNA. Its product is annotated as beta-1,4-N-acetylgalactosaminyltransferase bre-4. The record is from RefSeq and is a predicted model, not a curated record. The coding region runs from base 158 to 1147 and encodes 329 amino acids. NCBI's taxonomy places the organism in Eukaryota, Metazoa, Arthropoda, Insecta, Diptera, Cecidomyiidae. The transcript has 2 exons. Gene Ontology annotation, molecular function: N-acetyl-beta-glucosaminyl-derivative 4-beta-N-acetylgalactosaminyltransferase activity. Gene Ontology annotation, biological process: carbohydrate metabolic process; glycosphingolipid biosynthetic process.